AACCCAAAAGACCUGACUUCAUUAUCCCCUCACUCCCACAAGAAGUAACAGCAAGUCAGCAACUACAGCCCCUCUUCCCUGCAACCAUCCAAUGGCCAUGGCAGCCCAAGCAUCACUCUUCACCCCAACCCUCUCCACUCCAAAAUCUGGUAGCCGUGCCCUUAUUCCCUGGAAGCCAUCCUCAUCAUCCUUUUCCUUUGCUGCUCCCAGGCCUCACAAUCUCUCCAUAUCACAGAGAACCAUCAGAGCUGCAACUGCAGAGGAGAAAACCGAAACUAAGGAAGCCCCAGUAGGCUUCACCCCACCUGAAUUAGACCCAAACACUCCUUCCCCAAUCUUUGGUGGCAGCACAGGUGGGUUGUUACGCAAAGCCCAAGUAGAAGAGUUCUAUGUCAUCACAUGGGAGUCUCCCAAGGAACAGAUAUUUGAAAUGCCCACUGGAGGUGCAGCUAUAAUGAGGCAAGGUCCUAACCUUCUUAAAUUGGCAAGGAAGGAGCAGUGUUUGGCACUUGGAACUAGGCUGAGGUCCAAGUACAAGAUCAAGUAUCAAUUCUACAGGGUUUUCCCUAAUGGUGAGGUUCAAUACCUCCACCCUAAGGAUGGAGUCUACCCUGAGAAGGUUAAUCCAGGUCGUCAAGGAGUCGGUCUGAACUUCCGUUCCAUCGGAAAGAACGCAAGCCCUAUCGAGGUCAAGUUCACUGGCAAACAGGUGUAUGAAUUGUAAGCUGAGAGUGUGGUGAGACUGAAGCUUGGUGAUGACUCUGUAUUUGUGAUUAUAGCUACCCUGUUUUAUUUUGUUGUUCAAUUUCCUUUUGUUUUUCCCUUUCCAUAUACUCUGCUUGAUACAUUAAGCUUGGAAAUGUUGUGUAAUUUUCAUUUAAUCUAAUCAGAUUAUGUUUC
Molecule: messenger RNA, 900 nt
Organism: Telopea speciosissima
Lineage: Eukaryota; Viridiplantae; Streptophyta; Magnoliopsida; Proteales; Proteaceae
Product: photosystem I reaction center subunit II, chloroplastic
Exons: 1
Coding region: 92-724 (210 amino acids)
Biological process (GO): photosynthesis
Cellular component (GO): photosystem I reaction center; photosystem I
Source: RefSeq, a predicted model, not a curated record